AUGUUGCAGCCAGGGUGGAGAUGUAUCCUGACAAUACUCGGGGCGUUUAUAUUUCACGUCGGUGAGGUCAAAAGUCAGUGCUGGGAGAGCGGUAAAUGUGCAGAUCUGAGCAGCGAGGAUGGGAUACUGGAAUGUAUUAAAGCCUGCAAGAUGGACCUGUCUGCAGAGUCACCAGUGUUUCCUGGGAAUGGACACAUGCAACCACUCUCUGAAAACAUCAGGAAGUAUGUCAUGAGCCACUUCCGCUGGAAUAAGUUUGGCCGAAGGAAUAGCACCGGUAGCGAUAGCAACAAUGCAGGUUACAAACGGGAAGAUAUAGCCAACUACCCCAUAUUUAACCUGUUCCCCACUAAUGACAACCAAAACACACAAGAUGGCAACAUGGAAGAAGAAGCUAUGGACAAGCAAGACAAUAAGAGGUCAUAUUCUAUGGAACACUUCCGAUGGGGUAAACCAGUCGGCAAAAAAAGGAGACCUAUUAAGGUUUUCCCAAGCGAUGCUGAGGAAGAGUCAUCGGAAAUCUACCCAACAGAGUACAGAAGAGAGUUGUCUGUAGAGUUUGACUACCCCGAUACCAACUCCGAAGAAGACAUGGACGACAGCAUGUUGAUGGAAAGCCCAAAUAAAAAAGAUCGGAAGUAUAAAAUGCAUCAUUUUCGAUGGGAAGGUCCACCCAAAGACAAAAGAUAUGGAGGAUUCAUGACCCCUGAGCGCAGUCAGACUCCACUAAUGACUCUUUUCAAAAAUGCCAUUAUUAAAAAUGCCCACAAGAAGGGUCAAUAA
Messenger RNA from Bufo bufo (common toad), 783 nucleotides. It is a transcript of the gene POMC, whose product is annotated as proopiomelanocortin. Bases 1 to 783 code for a protein of 260 amino acids. Gene Ontology annotation, cellular component: extracellular region. NCBI's taxonomy places the organism in Eukaryota, Metazoa, Chordata, Amphibia, Anura, Bufonidae. Gene Ontology annotation, molecular function: hormone activity. The transcript has 2 exons. The record is from RefSeq and is a predicted model, not a curated record.